GCUGUUUUCUCCCCCGUCACCGUCGCUCCGGCCCGGCGUCCGACCAGCGACCGACCCGCCGCCACGGCCGCAGAGAGCCGUCAGAGACAUGUGUCACCCGUGCUCGGAGGAGGCGACAGACCGCGGCUGCAAUAAAACAGAUAAACCAUCAUGAUUCCCAUCACAGAGCUCCGGUACUUUGCUGACACCCAGCCAACGUACCGUAUCCUGAAGCCAUGGUGGGACGUUUUCACCGACUACAUCUCGGUCAUCAUGCUGAUGAUCGCAGUGUUCGGCGGUACACUGCAGGUCACGCAGGACAAGAUGAUCUGCCUGCCUUGCAAGUGGGUGGUCAACAAGUCAUGCGAGACCAUGCCCGUCGCAAACAUCACCACCUCCUAUGCACUGGAACCCAAAGGCAUUCAGUAUGACCUCGACCGCCAUCAGUACAAUUAUGUCGAUGCCGUCUGCUACGAGAACGAGCUACAUUGGUUUGCCAAAUAUUUCCCUUAUCUGGUGCUACUCCACACUCUCAUCUUCCUGGCCUGCAGCAACUUCUGGUUCAAGUUUCCACGCACAAGUUCCAAACUGGAGCACUUUGUCUCCAUCCUCCUCAAGUGCUUUGACUCCCCAUGGACAACAAGGGCUUUGUCCGAGACCGUGGUGGAGGAGAGGGAUCCCAAACCUCUCGCAAAAAUGAAUGGUUCAAUGGACAAGAAGGCCUCCUGCGUGAGUGAGGAUGUUGAGGCUAGCGUGCCCAUGCUUCAACGAACAAAGUCUAGAAUUGAACAAGGAAUUGUAGAUCGCUCUGAGACUGGUGUGUUGGAUAAAAAAGAAGGGGAGCAGGCCAAGGCUCUGUUUGAGAAGGUGAAGAAGUUCAGGAUCCAUGUCGAGGAGGGUGAUAUAGUCUACCGCCUUUACAUACGUCAGACCAUCAUCAAAGUAAUCAAAUUUUUACUGAUAAUUAGCUACACAGCCUACUAUGUACAAUACAUCAGGUUCAGUGUGGUGUGCACGGUGAACCUUCAGAAGCUAACAGGGUACAGCACAUUCUCUUGUGCCCACCCAUUGGCGACACUUUUCAAGAUUUUGGCCUGUUUCUACAUCAGCUUGGUUGUGGUUUAUGGUUUUAUCUGCAUGUACACUCUGUGUUGGAUGCUCAGCCGCUCCCUCAAGAGAUACUCUUUCGAAUCAAUCCGGGAGGAGAGCAGCUACAGUGACAUCCCUGACGUGAAGAACGACUUUGCCUUCAUGCUACACAUGAUAGAUCAGUAUGACCCUCUGUACUCCAAGCGCUUCGCUGUGUUUCUGUCAGAGGUGAGCGAGAACAAGCUGAGGCAGCUGAACCUGAACAACGAGUGGACGUUGGAGAAGCUGAGGCAGCGCAUCACCAAAAAUUCCCAUGAGAAGCUCGAGUUGCAUCUGUUCAUGCUCAGCGGGAUCCCAGACACAGUAUUUGAUCUGAUAGAGCUGGAGGUGCUCAAGCUGGAGCUCAUCCCAGACGUAACCAUUCCACCAAUCAUCGCCCAACUUUCCAACCUGAAAGAGAUGUGGCUUUACCACACCCCAGCUAAAAUUGAGGCCCCAGCUCUGGCGUUCCUCAGGGAAAACCUAAAGUCCCUCCACAUCAAGUUCACUGACAUCAAGGAGAUCCCUCUGUGGAUCUACAGCCUGAAGAACCUCAGUGAGUUGCACCUGACUGGGAAUCUGAGUGCAGACAACAAUCGUUUCAUUGUCAUCGAUGGACUCAGAGAGCUGAAAAGGCUCAAAGUGCUACGACUGAAGAGCAACCUUACCAAGCUGCCGCAGGUGGUGACAGAUGUGGGCGUGCACCUCCAGAAGCUCUCCGUCAAUAACGAGGGCACCAAGCUGAUGGUGCUCAACAGCCUGAAGAAGAUGGUUAAUCUGACGGAGCUUGAGCUCGUUCGCUGCGACCUUGAGCGCAUCCCUCACUCCAUCUUUAGUUUGCACAAUCUGCAGGAGAUUGACCUGAAGGACAACAAUCUGAAGACGAUAGAGGAGAUCAUCAGCUUCCAGCACCUGAACCGGCUCGUGUGCCUGAAGCUGUGGUACAACCAGAUCGCCUACAUCCCUAUUCAGAUCGGAACGCUCACCCACCUGGAGAGGCUGUACCUCAACAGGAACAAGAUCGAGAAAAUCCCCAGUCAGCUUUUCUACUGCCGCAAGCUGCGCUUCUUAGACCUGAGUCACAACAAUCUGACCAGCAUCCAUGCUGAUGUGGGCUUCCUCCAGAACCUGCAGUACUUCGCUGUGACAGCAAACCGGAUCGAGACUUUGCCCCCAGAGCUUUUCCAGUGUAAGAAGCUGCGCACUCUGAAUCUGGGAAACAACUGCCUGCAGACGCUGCCGUCACGCUUCGGAGAGCUCACCGGCCUGACCCAGCUGGAGCUGAGAGGCAACCGUCUGGAGUGUCUCCCCGUUGAGCUCGGCGAGUGUCGGCUGUUGAAGAGGAGCGGCCUGGUGGUGGAGGAGGACCUGUUCAACACGCUGCCAUCAGAAGUCAAAGAGCAGCUCUGGAGGGCCGAUAAAGAGCAAGCUUGAGCCAAACCUCUGCAGUGAACUUUAGGGAGAGAAGUUUGAUUUAAGGGAGAAAAAAAACAAGCAGUGGUUUUGUUUAUAAAGCUAGCGAAACCUUGGUUUGAGGUAUGCAGCAUUGUUUGCCAUGAGGGCUCAAACAGGUGAUGUGAACUAUGAAAGCAUAGACGACGGAUUUCAAGACCUCCAAGGAAAAAUUGUCGUAAUCUCAUCCAACCUCUGUGAUGAAGUGUAAUUUAAUCCUAAAUAACUGCAAGGAUUCAAGCAGGUGACGUCAAAUAUGCAUGCCACAGGUGGACCUGUCUCAAGCAAACUUCUUUUUUGGAAGGAGCCCCAAAAAGAAACAGAAGAAACUUUGCACGACUCAGCCUUGCCAUUGAGCUCAACGUGCUCACGAUCACUUUGUCGCCGGCUGUGGGAUACAUGCACAAACUGAACACGCUCAAAGCAGCGUUUAUCCUGCCAUUCCUCUGGCCUUGAGACUCAACAUUUCACUUUUCGAAAUUUUUACAAUCACAUUUGCAGUUGUGAUGCAGUGUGACUACUGAAUACUGGUGGAUGUUGAGACAAUUGAACAGAUCGGUUGAUUUUGGUCUUUGGCCCUCUUCAGGCUCUCGAACAAAAUGACUUUGUGAUGAAGAUCAACAGGUCAUCACAGGUGAUCUCACAGCAUAGGCCUUAACUUACAAAGAAAAACUGUCAGAUAUUCAGCAACAAACAAAUUCUACAGAACAAUGUCUGAAUACCCUGCGGUAUUUGAUUUAUAUUGUCAGCCUGUGGGCAGGAUAUAGUUCAGCUGUAUUCACUGCGCAGUGGAGACAGAUCACAGCAAGGCAACACAAGUCUGCUGGUCAACACUCAGAUUGAGGUUUUAUACUAUUACAUGAAGGCAAAUCUAACAGGUUGUGGGCUGAGCUAAUCAAUGGGUUUGUGUGAGAACAAAAGCUGAGUAUAACUUAAGGUAAGGCCAAAUUUGCAAUACAAAGUUCUCCUAUCUGCCAAUUUUCCCUUUUGGUCUGUCCCCUCACCACCUCCUGCUAUAACGUGGUAUCUCUUGCUACAUCCACACUACUAUGUUUUUGUUUGAAAAUGCAUCAAAAACCUUCUCACAGGCUACUUCCUGGGAAGGUUUAUUCAGAGUUUUACACAGGUACCUGUUAAUUAAUGUAGAGCAGUUUGUCUUAGCACAGAAAUAGGGUCAUGUAGAGAUAUAGGAAACUUGAUGUAGGUACAUUAAGAAAAUAUCCAGACAAAGAAAUUAAGUGAAACUAUUUUCUUGAACAGGGGCUGUGGUGAAGAAAUGCCCCAUUCCUCUUGGACUCUUCAUUUAGCUUCACACUGCAUCACUUAUGCAUGUGAAGCCGGCUUUAUCUUAUUUUGCUUGACUGAACAUCACGUACUUAACUGAUCUGUCUUAUUAAUUAUGUGAGAUGGGCUUUGUUGCAACAAACUGAAAAAUGUAUUUUGAGACUAAAGUACACAAUUUGGUGCUUUAAAAUGCUACCACACUCUGGUAUCAGGAUUUGGCCUCUGAAUCAGGCUUUAAAGUGAUUGGUUUAAUGUUGAGUAACAAUUUAAUUUAAUUUAAUUCUUUGUUUGUUUUGUUUUUGCCUGUAUAUGACAGAGAUAGAAGAGGUAUGACGUGAAUCAAAGGUCCCUGAGCACAACCAAACAAUAGAUGAUGUGUCAUGCACUGUCACUAUACAGCCACUAGAGCACAAAAUGAGGCUACAUCCAUUCUACAACGUUAUCAUUUGAAAAUAAAAAUAAACUCUACUAUGGAUAUACCUGGGGUCCACAUUACUCCGGAGUUCUAGAGCCACUAAAACAGAGAAGUUCGGAAACACUGCUGGCCCUGUCUUAGUUUGAAAACUCUUUUUCUGCGUUGGGCUGCGUUUUAGUCCAAAUGGGCAGAAACAGGGAUGUUUGGAAACGAUGACGUAGACACUCACAACCGCUUUCUGGUUGGGUGGCCUUCGCUGAUUCAUCGGGCUCCUAUCCCAAGAUUCAACGAACCAAUGAAAACGUUGUUGUAUGGAUGUAGCCUAAGAAACGAUUUUAAGAUCAUUAUGGGACAUACACCUGUAGUCAAAGAUCUUAGGUGACCUUUGUUCAAUUGAAGACAUGUUGCUUCACUGACCGGAUGAGAAUUACACAAUGUCCCUGCGCUCACAGUUUGCUGUCACUGUAUUAAAGCUACAGAGACGCAAACCUUCAGAAAACUCCCCGUCACAGUAGAUGUCCUUGUCAUUUUCAACUUUUAACGCAAGCUUGCACAAUAAAAGGAGCAGAAAUCAAGGUGCUUUCUAUGCUUCGCAUGAACUAUGAGCCCUCGGAUGAUUAUUGCUUAUACAGCUCCUCGAAGUGGAUGAACUGUAGACGUGAUGGAUGACAGUCGUAACUAGCUGCCAGGUACUGCCUGUCUCAAAAAGACAAGUGUUGACGUUAGCGACUCAAGUGCCCAGUUGUUUGCAUGCUUGCCAUCGUGUUUAUCUUCCUCAGUUUACUCCAGUGCUUUUUUUGUUGAAUCCUUCAUGAGCAAAAUGAGGACAAGCCAAAAGUUACAGAACAAAGGAAACUGCUUUUAAACGACCUACACCAGGGAAACAUUUAUUUGCAGGGAGAGUAUGCAGGGUAUGUGAUUUCAUGGUGCGUGCUGCAAAUUAGUGCAACAGCGCUUUGUGUGCUUGAAACACUUUUCUUGUUAAGACGUUGGAUUUAAUAGCAUCAUUUGGUGUAUUCCUGCUAUGUUUACUCCAGCCAGGCGUCUCUUGUUGCUAAUAUGGCCUUUCCCUUUACAAGCCGUACGCCCUCGUUAAUGAUCAUAAACAUCACGUCCAUGAGCUGUUGUUUAUAACAUAUGGCCUGAAAUGUUUCACAUCUUUGUUUCACGCAUAUCAGUCGAUACGGUUUGUGCUCUUGUUGUUACCAGCUGUUUUUUUUGUUUUUUUUUAUUUUAGCCAUGUAAGAGUUUCAAGUGAAGUCUCACUGUAGUAACAUGCCUGCACCUUUGUUCACAGUGAAUCUUGUUUUACUGAGGCCUUAGCUGAAUCCAAAUGUCCUUAGAGGUCACCAGUGAAGUGCUCCCACACAGUCUUAAAAGUGCAGUCCUGUCUACUCGAAUGUGUUGACUAGCAACCAGUUCUAAAGGUCGCAGACGACGUUGAGCGCAAAGAGGAACAGCUCUCAGCUUCUCCUGCAUGUGCAACAUCUUAAACAUUGUUUUAUUUUUUAUUUCCACUUUGGUGGUUCGGCUCUGGUUUCAUUUUUACGGUGCCAAGUUAGAGCAAGAACAUGUUUUUCCCUACAUACCUGCAGAUAGUGUCUGUUAACCUGUUGGAUGCUAAUGCAAAUAAUAAUUGAGGUACUGGCACAUUAAACUGCAAAUAUAUGUGCCUCUUAUAGGGCUGGAACAUGGCUCUUUAUGGUGGAGCCGUGCUGCUGACUCUCCUGCAGUGCAUCAUAGUGUCAAAUUAGGACAUUGACAUGUUGUUUUUAAUGUGUCUUGGCCUUCACUUUCUGGUCAUGUGAUUACAAAUCGAAUAGUCAAGGCUAUAUUAACUUUUUUCCCAUCCUUAUGUUUUGUUAAGGAGAAGUUCUGGCGCAGGAGCACUGUUUUACUCUGGAAAGUUCAGGAGUGUCAUAGACGUCUUUCUCAGGGCAUCGCUGGGAUCUUAUUCACACCUCAUCAGAAUAUUUGGAUUUGCUCAAAUAGUCACGUAUAUCUCUCCCUUUUCCACUUCAGCUUGGUUGUGGUCAGUCUACGUAAAACAUUGUGACACAAAUAUUUCUUGGUUUACUCAUCGCUCCAGAGCUAUGACUUCUGUCGUGUUCAGUCCCUCACAGUCACUUCCCUCUGAGUCACGAGUGGAGCACAUUUAACCUGCGGCCCCAUUCCCUUUCCUGCACGUCAGCAUCAGUGACUUAGCACGAGUGUGUGACAUGAGGUCAGUCAUCCAUUUGCCGAGUAUUGAAAAGAGGAAGUUUAAUAGAAAUGCCUCUUGGUGACAAAAUCUUUAUAGCACUUAGGUAAGUGUCAUGUAUUAUUUUAACACAUUAAAUAACCACAAUCAACACUUUUUUUAAUUCUGUGCAAAUGUGCUAGAAAAUGUUUUUUUCUUGUCACGUUUGCUUUCUGUCAAAUUUAAGUUAAACCAUGAAAUAUUGAAACUGUGUUUGUUUGUGAGUUGUGUAUGCCUUAAGUAGUGUAGUGUGUGUGAAGCAGUGUAACUGAUCCGUUUCCGAGCCACAGAGGGUUUUUACGGAGGUCUGACAAUGAGUUGAUUUUUUUUUUUUUGGGCCUCAGCUCCUGUCCCUUAAAACAAGACAUUAUUUCACAACCUUGAGACGACUCUUGACAAUCUAUCAUACUGUAAAUGGAGGUGAGCUCCCCUUCCAGUGUGCAUGGGCAUUGUGCAAAACACCUCACAUCAUCUGUUAAUAUCUGUAAUAUGUCUGAGGACUGAUCAAUUUUGGACAUAUACACAAACUAUUUCACUUGAAAUCAAAUUCAAAAAUUCCACUGCCAUGAUUGCAUUGGCAUCUAAUAUUUACCUAAUGUAUAAAAUGUUUUUAAAUACAUGAUUGUAUUUACUAUGUAUGAAAUCCAUCUGCAUUCUGACGCCUGUAGAUCAGGGAUAUGUGAAAACAGUUGUUUGGUUUCAGGUUUCGUAUCCACUUCAUUUCACAGCAUGAGUUGCUUGAUGCUGAACUUGUGUGCAUUAUAUUCAUAGUGUAAGCUGCCCACGUACUCUAGCAACAGUCAUUGCUGAACUCUUAAGCCUGUAAUCUGGAUCACACAUGUGACAUGCGUGACAAGGCCUUUAAUAAUUAAUUGUUGCCAAGUGGCUCGGACACUGGCUUUUUAAGCGUGACGUCUGUAUGAAUGAACAAAUGAACUUUUGAUUUCAUAAUGUUCCGACCCUACUUUUGUACCAUUGAUGAUGAAAUAAACACUGAAUUCUG
Molecule: messenger RNA, 7500 nt
Organism: Hippoglossus stenolepis (Pacific halibut)
Lineage: Eukaryota; Metazoa; Chordata; Actinopteri; Pleuronectiformes; Pleuronectidae
Gene: lrrc8aa
Product: leucine rich repeat containing 8 VRAC subunit Aa
Exons: 3
Coding region: 151-2541 (796 amino acids)
Molecular function (GO): protein binding
Source: RefSeq, a predicted model, not a curated record